This is a messenger RNA of Adineta steineri, 1005 nucleotides long. The record is from the annotation of a GenBank genome assembly. Lineage: Eukaryota; Metazoa; Rotifera; Eurotatoria; Adinetida; Adinetidae.
AUGAAUAAUUACGAUAAUAUUGAUCUUGAAAUGGAAGAAUCAUUGUCAGUACGAGUAGAAGAACCAAUUCCUCGUAAGAAAAACACCGUAUAUUUAUGGCUUCGACGAAUCUUUACUUUGGAUGAUGAACUAAAUGAAAAGCAUUAUUAUCCAAUAUUUAUCAUCUUUGUAUCUGUUUUACAUAUUUCCAUUCAUCUCUUGAGAUACAUCAGCAGUCGUUCGAAAGAUCCAAGCUUAUCUCGUUUAUUAUAUGAUGUUGGAAAGCGUUACCUUCCAUGUAUGCGACCAGCAUCUGAUGAUAUUCGUCUGCGUAAAGUCCCAUGUGGAUUAUUGUAUCGAAAUAUUACAUGUAACUAUGAUGAUAUUCUUAGAAAGAAGUGUUUCUCUUUCAUGUAUCCACAUCAAUUAUGGCGAAUGAUAACUUCUAAUCUGCUUCAUGUGGACUGGUCACACUUAAAAAAUAAUGUGUCGUUAGAACUACUGUAUGGAAUUCCACUCGAACGUAAAUAUGGUUCAAUUCGUAUAGUUAUUAUCUACUGGCUUUGUACUUUGAGUGCUAGUCUAGCUUUUACGAUGUUACGUAGAAUCGCAAUCGGUAUUGGAGCUUCUGGUGCUGUAUAUGGUCUACAGUUUUUCUUCAUUAUGGAGCGUCUUAUGGCAAUCAAAACGAACACCGAUCAACGUCGUCGUCUUUUUAUAGUCAUACAGUUGCUCCUAUUGGCUGUAGUUCCGAAGCGUAUUGCGAUAUUCACAAUAGGUUAUCGUAAGGUUAGUAUAGGGCAUGCAGCUCAUUUUGGUGGUGGUUUGAUGGGUUUUCUUUUGGGUAUCGGUAUGUUUGGUUGUCCAUGGCCAUGGAAUAAUGAACACUGUAUUUCUCAACGAAUAUGUCGACGACUAACAAUUGUUUUUGUUUUUCUCUACUUUCUUAUGACUGUAACGAUUUUUUUUCUAAGAGAUGCUCCACCGGUGAAGGACAUUUUGUAUCGAUUCCACUGGUUAAAAUAA